UAACAGCAAACAAGAUCAGACUCUACCACACUGUUUCCUCAUCUCAGUCUGUUUCUUAUCCUGCUGGAGGAUUGUGCCUCAUCUUUAGGACUGAAGGACUUAAAAAAAGACACUUGGGAAAAUGCCAAAGGGUUUAAGCUGAGGAGACCUAGAGCUGCCACAAAUGCAGACAGGAGGGAAGACGGCUUUAGGAAGGAAAUUACAGGAGGGCAAAUCAUUUGAACGUCGACAUUUGGACAACAUAUAGCGUUACGUUGGCUCUUCUGGGGUGACAAUGAAAAAAAAGAAUUUAGUUGAAGACAACGCUACUCUCAUAGCCCUAUCUGACAAUGCUGAAAAAACCUACGGCAGCAUGAAGAUGUGUGCUGCACCUCAGAAAAACAGAAACGUAUUUAGUGAUGGGGUCACACAGAUUGAUUUUGUCUUGGUUUGGGAGGAUUCUGUGAACCCUUUAAAAUCGGCCGAAUCGGACAAAGAAGAAGCGUUCCAUUCCUCUCGUGAUAGCCACAGGAAGUGGAGGACAGAAUUCCUCUCCAGACUCCAAGCAGCCGGCAUUCAUCAGGAGAUGAAAGAGGUUGUGCAAGGAAAAACAAAGACUACGUAUGUUCUUCUGAGCGCCCCAUGGGACAUUCUGUGUUAUUACGCUGAAGAGAUCAGCCUACGGGUGCCAUUACAAGUGGUGCCAACUUCGAUAUCAAACUGGUCUGAGACUGUCCUUAAAAAACUGCACAUUCCAAACAUUAUGGCCCAGGAUGUGCCCAACCCUCCACCCAACUACUAUACUUGCCAGUUUCGCACCAAUAAAAUAGAGAGGUUUCUUGGUCAUGAAAACAAAGACACUUUCUUCAAAACCACACAAAGGCAUCAAAUACUGUAUGAGAUCUUGGCCAGGACUCCGUAUGGAUCAUUGAAGAGAGGAGAGAUUGGAGUUGGCAGGCUGGUUAGUGAGAAGAUCAUCAAUGCUGCAUUUCCCCUUCAUGAGGGUCCAUUUGAGAUGCCGACAACUCCAGUGGAUCCACAAUCUCUCAACAUGAGGCAGAUUCUGCAUCAUUACUGGGGGCGCUGGGGUUGCUGGGAUAAAUACCAGCCCCUGGAUCACAUUCGCGAGUACUUCGGGGAGAAGAUAGCCCUGUACUUUGCCUGGCUGGGCUUCUACACAGGCUGGCUGUUACCUGCAGCAGUAGCGGGUUUUGUCAUAUUUUUGUUUGGUAUCUGGUUGAUGGUCACUGACACUCCAGCAGAAGAACUUUGCUCCAGUGGAGGUGCAUUUGUCAUGUGCCCGCUCUGCAACAUCUGCACCUACUGGAACCUCUCCAGCAUCUGCGACACCUAUAAGGCAGGCUUGUUAUUUGACAAUGGAGGAACUGUGUUCUUCAGUAUAUUCAUGGCUCUGUGGUCAGUCACCUUCUUGGAGUACUGGAAACGCACAAACUCCAUAUUGGCACAUCGCUGGGACUGCUCUGAAUUUGAAGAGAUUGAGGAGAGGCCAAGGCCAGAAUUUACUGCACUGGCACCAAAUACUAUUCGUAAUCCUGUGACUGGGGCUGAGGAGCCCCAUUUUCCUGAGAGACAACGACUGAGUCGUACUCUCACCGGCAACAUGGUCAUAAUUCUUAUGGUUUCCCUAGUUUUGAUAUUCCUAAUUGCCAUCAUCCUGUAUCGGACUAUUUUAAGUAUCAUUAUCUACAGAUCUCAUAAUCUCUCAAACACGGCAUUGUUCAUAUUUUCAGCUGGAAGUAUAGCUAGUAUUACCGGUUCUAUGCUAAAUUUGAUGGUUAUUCUGUUGUUGUCGCGGCUGUAUACUUACCUGGCCAAAAUUCUGACACAGUGGGAAAUGCACCGCACUCAGACCAAAUACGAGGAUGCGUUUAUCCUCAAGGUCUUCGUCUUCCAGUUUGUCAACUUCUACUCAUCUCCUGUUUAUAUUGCAUUUUUCAAGGGCAGGUUUAUUGGAUACCCUGGAAACUAUAACACACUCUUAGGGAUAAGAAAUGAGGAUUGUGGCUCUGCUGGAUGUCUCAUUGAACUUGCUCAAGAGCUGUUGAUCAUCAUGGUAGGCAAACAGGUCAUCAACAACAUCCAGGAAUUUGUCAUGCCUAAAUGCAUGGCAUGGUGGCAAAAGAGGAAGUUGAAACCAAGUCCCAGUAAAGAGGUAUUAGAUGAACCAGACAGCAAGCCGGAGCUCAGCCCAUGGGAAUCAGACUAUCAACUGCUGGUGUGUGAAGGGCUGUUCGAUGAAUAUCUGGAGAUGGUGCUGCAGUUUGGAUUCAUCACCAUCUUUGUAGCAGCCUGUCCACUGGCCCCAUUCUUUGCUUUGAUAAAUAACUGGGUGGAGGUACGUCUUGACGCCCAGAAGUUUGUAUGUGAGUAUCGCAGGCCUGUCGUAGAACGAGCACAAGACAUCGGCAUCUGGAUGACCAUCCUGCAAUUCAUCUCCUACCUGGCUGUCAUCAGCAAUGCUUUCUUGAUUUCGUUUACGUCUGACUUCUUGCCGCGCCUCUACUAUCGCUACAGUGAGGGCAGUAUGCGUGGCUACAUCAACUUCACCCUCUCAGUCUCACCAGACAUUUGGACCCAAAGCCAGAUGUCAUGCAGAUAUCGAGGUCUCAGAGAUGAGAAAGGAGAGCACACACGUGAUUACUUUCAACUGUUGGCCAUACGUCUGAGUUUUGUCAUUAUAUUUGAGCAUGUUGUGAUUCUGAUUGCUCGCAUUAUCGACUGGAUGGUGCCAGAUAUUCCAGAGGAGGUGGAGAAUAAGAUCAAAAGAGAGCAUUAUAUGGCCAAAGAGGCAUUAGCUGAGAAUCAGAUCUACAGCAAAUCCGUUCUGGGGGAGGUGGAACGCCAAAGCACUAAGCUGCGACAAAGAUUUCAGAUUCCUACAGACAUCAAUUCUUCUUCCAGAUCAUCACCUGUGCAUGAAGACAAACCACCAGUCUGAUAUUUGUAGACUUUAUAGCCCACACAUUUUAUUUCUAAAAAUUAGAAAUACCCAAAUGGGUGCAUUUCUUAAAGUGCAUUUAUUCUAUUGACACAGUCUUUAUUUUAUUUCUUAGAUAAUUGGGAGUUUGCUGACAUCUGGUUAAAAUGAAUUAAACAAGAAAAUAAGAUAACUUGCAAUGAGUCUAUUACAGCGCUGUGGAGGAUUUGUGGCCCACUCAUCUCCGCAGAAUUGUUGUAAUUCAGCCACAUUGGAAGGUCUUUGAGGAUGAACCACCUUUUUAACUCCCGCUAGCGUUUUUUUAAAAGUUGCAAGCCAGCGGCAGCAUUUUUCAUGAUUUUCAGAAAAGUUUAAUGCCUUCCAGAAAAUGUUCUUCUUUAAAUAUAUAAACAUACAAUAUAUCAAAUGAAAGAACAGACCCUCUGUUUUUAAAAAAACCCUGUUUCAUCCUACCUUCAUUAGUUCUCUUUUUAUCACCUCUCAAAUAUGGGUAGGUUUAUUCAAAAACACAAAAUUUUGAGAAGGACUUUUGAUAGAGAUCAGAUGCAGAGCGAUCCUUAAAACAUACCCAGAGAUUCCUCUCUUUCAUGUAAGGUGUUUCUUCCGCGUUGUAUAUGUUCACCACCUGGUGGAUAAUAGCGGUAUUGCGGAAAGCCGGAAAUUCUUGUCAUUGGCAGGGAAGCGUUUUCUCUUAAUUGACGAGUUAACUCGGACUAAAGGGACACACACCUUCCAAAAAGUUUCAGUCCACAGAGUAUUUUUUACAGUCCAUUGUAAAUUUCUGAAUGUAGGGGAACUUGUUGACUCUUUGAACUUUCUGAUGAUAUAUUAGUUGACAAGAGAUAUUACAUUUUAAUAAAAAAAAAAUAUAUGG
Molecule: messenger RNA, 3812 nt
Organism: Misgurnus anguillicaudatus (oriental weatherfish)
Lineage: Eukaryota; Metazoa; Chordata; Actinopteri; Cypriniformes; Cobitidae
Gene: ano7
Product: anoctamin 7
Biological process (GO): chloride transmembrane transport; calcium activated phospholipid scrambling
Cellular component (GO): plasma membrane
Molecular function (GO): chloride channel activity; protein dimerization activity
Source: RefSeq, a predicted model, not a curated record